Messenger RNA from Rosa rugosa (rugosa rose), 1140 nucleotides. RefSeq names its product disease resistance protein RPM1-like. Bases 1 to 1140 code for a protein of 379 amino acids. Lineage: Eukaryota; Viridiplantae; Streptophyta; Magnoliopsida; Rosales; Rosaceae. Gene Ontology annotation, biological process: defense response to other organism. The record is from RefSeq and is a predicted model, not a curated record. Gene Ontology annotation, molecular function: ADP binding. The transcript has a single exon.
AUGCAUAAGUUGGUUUCACACGAUCAUGGUGUUGACAAGUUGAUGCAUAAGCAGGUUUUGAAAUUGGUGAAACAAGUCGCAUUUUGGGUCUCAAGUCUCAAUUUGUCCGCAAGAAUUGAUAGAAUUGAUGUGAAGAACACUGAUGUUGUCAGAAAACUAGCUUCACAGCCAUACGACUCGCGACGCGUCUCGAAAUCAAGACUAGGCUGCUGUUCACCACAGGAUAGUGAACUUGCAAACUAUAACGAAGUACAGGGCUUUGAAGCGCUUGCACAAAAACUCUUCGAAAAUUUGAUAGAUGAAGAGCCACAGCUUUCAACAAUUUGUGUUGUCGGUCCUGGUGGAUCUGGAAAAUCCACCCUGGUAAAUUUUGUUUUCAAGUGGAAGGUUGUAGAGUUGUUUGAGUGCAAGACUUGGGUUCGUGUGACGCGUCGGCCACUUCCACCCAAGGAACUCCUGCAACACAUGCUGACUGAUUUUGGGUAUAAAAAUUUAGAAGAAAUCAAUGAUCCAGGAGCAAAAUUGAGACUUUUUCUGCAGCAAAGGAGGUAUCUGGUUGUCUUAGACGAUGUUUGGAGUAAACAAGAUUUCGAUUGCAUUGUAAAAGCGUUACCAAAUGGUGCUCCCGGAAGUAAGAUGAUAUUAACUAGUCGUAAUUCUAGUGUCGUCUCUUUUCUCUCCCCCAAGUAUAUCCAUGAUUUGAGUAGUGGGUUGUCACCUGAAGCGGCCAAGAAUCUAAUCACCAGGAAGGUUCUCCAUAAUCAUCUAGGAAAUUUGCAACCCGAGGUGGAGGAGUGCACUGAUAAAAUUCUUCGAUGGUGCGGGAACCAGCCCUUUGCAAUUUCAGCGGUCGGUAGUUUGCUAGCAGAGAAGCCACAAACUCGAGCAGAGUGGGAGGAUAUUUAUAACAAUCUUGGAUCUAAAACUGGACCGGGCUCUAUUCUUGAAAUUGUUAGCAAUAUUUUGCAGCCGAGUUUUAUGGAUCUUCCGAACCAUCUUAAAUCCAGUUUUCUGUACUUGAGCAUUUUUCCUCCCAACUAUGCCAUCCAGCAUGAGAGGCUAAUUCACUUAUGGGUUGCGGAAGGACUUGCGGAACAUUAUGCCCCUUCUUGGACGAGGGACAAUGUUUUAAAACGCUGA